AUGAGAUCACCCCUCACCGAAUUCAAACUGGGCUCUGCAGUCUUGUGCUCCGAAUUCUUGGACACCAACUUAAUUGCAGCAACUGCCUUCCACGGGCCUGUCAAUGUUUACGAUGCGCGUGCACCUCCUACAGAAGUUGCUCUGUCCAACCACUACCACAAAAGUGCUGUCCUCACUCUCAAGUCCUUUCAUUCCCUUCGAAACGAACCAACUCAGGACCAGUUUCUCACAAUCCCUUCCGAGCGCUCAGAUGAUGAUGACGAAGACGACGACUUUAGUCUGUCUGAUUCCAUUAGCCCCAUUGGUUUUCAAUCGGCUGUCCACAUCUGUCCAGCCGCCGAUCAGGGAGAUGGAUUAGAGGCCGAAGCCAACUCUGAGUUGCUGGAUCUGUCGCCAUCAGGCGAUGGGGUCUCUUCUAUGCAGGGUCCACAAGAAGAGGAAGAGCAGCAACAACAGACCAUCGUCUCAAAGGAUGUCACCUUUUUCACUGGAAGUCAGGAUCACCUUCUUGGGGCCUGGGAUAUACGCAACCUCCAGAUUCCACUAUACAAACGAAAAUUUCGUGGCUUUCCACGAGCAAUUUCCCUACUGGACUCUGAGGAGAUGUGGGUGGCUGAGGCACCCAACCGCCUGCACGUCUGCAGCAUUGGACAAAGAGAGCCUGAGGUGUUGCGGGGCGCGGGUAGAAUAAAGAAAAUCCCCUUCCUGGGCGAUGUGAAC
This is a messenger RNA of Dibothriocephalus latus, 720 nucleotides long. The record is from the annotation of a GenBank genome assembly. NCBI's taxonomy places the organism in Eukaryota, Metazoa, Platyhelminthes, Cestoda, Diphyllobothriidea, Diphyllobothriidae.